GAGGGUUAGCCUAGAAGAUCUGUGCACAGGAGUAGAUCGCGGGAGGGGCGCCUGACAACCCCUUUCCUUAGGUUUGGGGUAGCCAUGCUCAGAGAGGCUGCGGGCGGACGGGAGCCCAGGGAGACAAGUUUUGUCUCUGUCCCUAGUGCGAUGUCUGCUUGUCUUGGAGUUUGUGCAAAGGAAAGCACAUGGUUCUUUGGGAGAGCGUCUUAAGGAAUCAAGAGGGGAUGGAAUGGAUACUGAGAAGUGGGAGGCUGGAAAACUAGAAGGUAUGAACCCAGAAAGCAAGAAAUAAUUGAGAAGAGCAGCCGAAAGACUCUCCUGAUCAGCAACUAGUAGAGCCAGCGGCCAAGCCACUUAUGCCUGUGCACUUAACUGGGAGGCUGAAAAUCUGGAGGCGGUUGGAUUUAAGGACCCACUCUCCAGGCCUGGACCUGCGAAAGCACAGUCAACCUAAAGUGGGCCACAAGUUUAUUUGAUCAAAUGAUUGUCCUGUGAACCUAAGAGGAGGUGUCUCCGGAAGGACAUUUUACAGAUUUUUUUUUUUAAAUCGAAGCACCCGUGUGCCUAAAUUGUGCCUUCUUGUACACGAGCAUAAACUUAAAUCAACUCAGAAGGACAAAGUCCGCCAGUUCAUGGCAUGCACACAAGCUAGCGAGAAAACUGCCAUCUACUGCCUGACACAGAAUGAGUGGAAACUAGAUGAGGCUACAGACAGUUUCUUCCAAAACCCAGAGGCGUUCCACCGAGAGUCUAUGAAGAGCACUGUGGACCAGAAGAAACUGGAGCAGCUCUAUGGCAGGUACAAAGACCCACAGGAUGAAAACAAAAUCGGAGUUGAUGGGAUCCAGCAGUUCUGUGAUGAUUUGAACCUGGACCCUGCCAGUAUUAGCGUUUUGGUCAUAGCAUGGAAGUUCAGGGCUGCCACUCAAUGUGAAUUUAGCAAAAAGGAAUUUGUGGAUGGCAUGACAGAACUGGGGUGUGACAGCACAGAGAAGCUGAAAGCUCUUCUUCCCAAGCUGGAGCAAGAGCUCAAGGACUCAGCCAAGUUUAAAGACUUUUACCAGUUCACCUUUACCUUCGCCAAGAACCCUGGGCAGAAGGGUUUAGAUUUAGAAAUGGCUGUUGCAUAUUGGAAGUUAGUAUUGUCGGGAAGGUUUAAAUUUUUAGAUCUUUGGAACACAUUUCUGCUGGAGCACCACAAACGAUCAAUUCCCAGGGACACUUGGAACCUCCUCCUAGAUUUCGGAAACAUGAUUGCAGAUGACUUGUCUAACUAUGAUGAAGAAGGAGCCUGGCCUGUCCUUAUAGACGACUUUGUAGAAUAUGCCCGACCAGUAGUCACAGGUGGGAAGCGCGGCCCUCUCUAAGCGGAAGUCAGCUGUGGAGGAUAAGAUGACCGGGUCCUGGGUUGCUGUGUGCACUUGUUGCUGACUUCAGAAGUCUUCCUCGUCCAUUCAUGAAACAAAUCCUUACUCCGCUUAAAGGCUGCAGUGGCUGCCACGUAGGAACCGAGAAGCUCCUCAGGAAGUUAGGGACGUGUCAUCAGAGCUGUUGCUUCAGGAGCUGCCUGCAUGCAUGCCUUUACAGAGAGCAGCUUAGAACCUGUGCGCAGGGCUGAGAGCAUGCAGUUCAGUUCACGCUGUGAAGGUGAGCGCCAGCGGUUUCCAAAGCCGUGGAAUCACGUUGUAAUUAUGCCUCAAAAUAGCAUCCAUGUCCUCGGAACGGUGUGUCUUUUUACAAGUCCAAGCUGUCAGAAGCAAACCCUGAUGAAGACGGCCUUUCCAGAGAGCCUGCUGCUUUUAAUCUUGUAUUCGAGAUGGAUAGUUCUGAAUUAUCAAAUCUCUAGAUUUACUAGAUAUCCUGUUUUUAUUUUCUGUAGAAGACACUGUUGCAGUUUGCACAGGGAUGGCACAGGCUGGAGUCCAGCAGGGCCACUUCACACUGUUUACAAGCUGCCGGGCCUGUUUUACUUCUAAUAAGGUUAUGAUUAUUAGGCCUGGAUGCUGCCUCCUGAGAAGUUUCUUAUUUUUUUAAUAUAUUUUAUUAUAUUUAAAAGGACAUUUUUUUCCAUGAGAAAUACUUCUUUUUGAGUGAUGAAUUAGAUUUACAAAUCAAUGCACUGGUUCCCUUCACCUGUCUAUUAUGUCUUCAGUGCCCAGUGUCCAGCCCUUGGAUAGCCAUAUGAAUUUGGAAGCAAAAACACACAUCAUCCGAAAGCGUCUACCCACAAAGCCUCUGUCUCAUUUGUCUGCGCCAUGUCACUGUCUGCUUUUCUGGUGUUUAUCUGCUCAAGACCCCCUCGUGCACACGGGCAUGGAGGGCCUGGGUACUGUCCGCUCAUCUGGUGUGCACAGGCACGGAGGGCCUGUCCGCUCAUCUGGUGUUAAGCUUUGAACAUCACUGUGCUGACCCUACCUCACACUUGCCAAGACUUGGUGUCACACGCGUGCCUUGCUGCCCGGCCUACAGCGUGGCUGUGGAGCAGAUAUGCUGGGCCCACUUCAGGAUGGGGAACUGAUCAGAUGCCUAUACGCAGAAAGCAUGUCCCGGAUAUGCAGUCGGGGUGGCUUCUGGUGAUGGGACAUGCCCCUGAUUUAGGAAGCAGCUUGUGUGCCCUACAGUGAGAUGGACUAUUGACGGUGGAUGGGUCUCGCAGAGGCGAUGGCGAACUGGACAGGAGGCCAGUCUCCACAGAGCCAACCCUCACUGUGUGAGAUGACAUCUAGGGACCCGUCUACAGGUCCGCAAAAGGGACAACUGGAGCAUCUUUGAGAGUGUACGUAACCAAACUGACUUAACGGAAACUUGGAAAACAAAGCAGCCUUCCAGGCUUUGUGGGUUCCUGACAUAGAGUUAACCUCUGUUCGGAGAGAUUUAUGGGUACAAAUAACUAAAUUCUGAAGGUCUGCAAUACACUAUUAUUUUUAAGAUUUAACAUUCUUCAGGAAGACCAGCGAUAGGACUCAGCAGGCUAAGGCACAUGCUGCCUAGCCUGACAACCCGAGUUCAAUCCCUGGGAGCCACAUGGUGGGAGAGAACCGACUCCACACAUGUGCCAUGAAAUGCAUGUAUUCCCCCUACACACAUGUACUUACACAACAAAUUAAAUAAAUAAACGUAACUUUAAAGUUUUCAGUUCUAUGGGAUUGUCAGUAGGCUGCGAUGCACUAGGAACCGAUAAAGGCUUUUCAAAGACCUGUGCUCUCUGUUCUGUCAUUUUCACUUGAACUGUGCAUGUUACAGAAAUGCUGAAUACUUGAGUAAUGGUAAAUAAAGUAUUUUCCCUGGU
This is a messenger RNA of Myodes glareolus (Bank vole), 3292 nucleotides long. It is a transcript of the gene Dcun1d2, whose product is annotated as defective in cullin neddylation 1 domain containing 2. Gene Ontology annotation, molecular function: cullin family protein binding; ubiquitin-like protein binding; ubiquitin conjugating enzyme binding. Gene Ontology annotation, cellular component: ubiquitin ligase complex. Gene Ontology annotation, biological process: protein neddylation. Lineage: Eukaryota; Metazoa; Chordata; Mammalia; Rodentia; Cricetidae. The record is from RefSeq and is a predicted model, not a curated record.